Ostrinia nubilalis (European corn borer) is the source of this 1587-nucleotide messenger RNA. Its product is annotated as transmembrane protein 151B-like. NCBI's taxonomy places the organism in Eukaryota, Metazoa, Arthropoda, Insecta, Lepidoptera, Crambidae. The coding region runs from base 1 to 1587 and encodes 528 amino acids. The record is from RefSeq and is a predicted model, not a curated record. The transcript is spliced from 6 exons.
AUGGUAGUUGACACCAAUAUACUGUUGCUACAUUGUGUGUCCCUUUGUGAUGUGGGCUACGCGUACAUUCCCAUCGCCUGCGUGCUGUUGCUGUACCUGGUGUACCUGGUGGAGUGCUACCACAGCACCAGCUGGCUAGGCGAGCUGACGUGGCGGCUGUCAGCGCAAGAGUCCAUGCUAUGCGGACGGCUACGCCAAGGGUGGAAGGCAAUUUGCUACCACUACGUGCGGCGCAAGAGACAAGUCACAAGGUACAGGAACGGCGAUGCGUACACGACUACACAGGUGUACUACGAAAGAGUGAACACGCACAGCGCAAGCACGUCAUUCGCGCACGCGUGCUGCGGCCAACGGGAUGCUUCUAGAAACCUCGUGCUGGACUGCAAGACGCCCAUCACCAAGGUCCGCUUCAGCAAGGGUUUCGCCUUUGCCAACAUAGAGGCUGCUAGCGAAUUUGAAGAUCAAAGAUCGAGAUUUUUUGCGGAGCACGAACGUUUUGACGAUUUUAUGGAGAUGCGGGAGGGGUUGGACCUCAUAGGAGUUAGUUCUUUCAAGGAAUACAUGGUAGCUUACAGGGAAGCUGACCGGUGUCCAUGGUAUUCUUCACAAUUACUCUUCUGGACACUAUCGUGUCUACUUCUGUCUUGGCCUCUUCGAAUUCUCAUAGAGUGUAAUACAGCUUAUGUACAUUAUACGAUUACAAAAAUAUUUGGUACAAAUUACGAGUUAGAUCCAAGCCGGCAGUUGGAUCUGGAUACGCACCUGUCAGAUACCUUACCACCAGUGACCGCCACCAACUACGCGUGGGCACUCGCUGACGAGCAAAGUGCGGUGCUGUGCUCUGCGCCCAGACCUCCGAGGACCCUGCCCCUCUCCCACGCGUCCACUGUCGACAGCCUGGAGCUGUUCGCAGCCAUCCGGGGCAACUGUGCCUUAGUUCCCUCCUACUCGGAGGCCAUGCGCAUCGACGCGGCCCUCCGAGAGGAACCAACCGAAAACGCCAACGUUCGCAUCGAAAUGGAACCACCACCAAGAACGCACAGGCCCACCAUAAAGGCCGCCUCCUUCGAUGAGCCACCCAGAAGGCCAAGAGUGACCAUAGCUGGCACUCAUUCAAGCAACAAUAUCGUUGGUUCUGCAAGGUCUAACGAAGCAAAGCAGCAGAACAGACGCUCCUGGGCCGGAGUGCUGACGACCACUCGGAGUGCGAGGCAAAUAUUGGAAGACUUCAGAUCAACAAACCAGGUCAAUUACGAGCCUAUGCCUGAGGCUCAGGCCACGAAUGGUGAGACCACAAUAUAUUUUUCAAGAGAUUUAUCUCCUACCUGUUCUAGAGAUCCGUUUGGGGGUCGAGCAUUGACGACCCCGACAGAUGAGCCGCCUUCGUAUGAAGAAGCUCUUAGGCUUCCAGCAUUGAGAAAGCUGACUAGGUCCAUAACUGGGACUGAUUUUGCGGGGCCUAGAAGGGCUUUUUUGAGGGACGUGCUCGCUAACAGGAGGUCUUGUCUAGAAGGCGUGGGAGUCUUAUCGGGAACCAAAGUAGUGAGGCUACCAUACACCGAAGAUGGACAGGAGACGCCGCUAUAG